CAGUAAAACUCGUUAUACACCUGGAACUAAUAAUAAUCUACUGUGCCUAGAAGAUACAUGAUUAGAUUACUACAUACAUUGACUGGUCUCAUCAUCUUCUUCAUCUCCUUGCAACCUUUGUAUCAGCAUCGACAGUUCGGACAUUUUUGCCUAUUUCAUGAUCCUCGAUCACUACUGUACAUCCCAGGGGUUAGGAUGUCCGACCUGCAUACAAUCCCAAACACAAGGAGCAACACACAUACCACCUGGCAGGUACCACUACCCGCGACACAGUGUCCAAUCUACUCCUAAGUCGAUGGUUGUUCCUGUUUAGUCAUGAUAUCGACCCCAUCGGAGCCCUGGGCAUAGCGCCUUCAUUGGUCGGGGAAGUGACAGGAGUGGAUGUCCGCUGGUUUCAGGGCUGUACUUAGUAGUGGUGGUGGUGGCCGAUGAUGGAAUGAUCCAAGCCACCGACAAGCUGG
This is a messenger RNA of Aspergillus vadensis CBS 113365, 461 nucleotides long. RefSeq lists its product as uncharacterized. The coding region runs from base 58 to 291 and encodes 77 amino acids. The transcript has a single exon. The record is from RefSeq and is a predicted model, not a curated record. Lineage: Eukaryota; Fungi; Ascomycota; Eurotiomycetes; Eurotiales; Aspergillaceae.